AGGAUUAAUGCCUGCAUUAUCAUUUCUGCAAUAAAAGAGAGAGCUAAGUGGUAGAGGCCACAGACACCUCAAACCUGGAUUCCACAAUACUGCAUUAAGUGCUGGAGUUUUUAUUACUCUGCUGUAGGAAAGCUUUUGCCAAUGCUUACAAGGAACUGUUUAUCCCUGCUGCUCUGGGUCCUGUUUGAUGGAGGUCUCCUAACACCACUUCAACCUCAGCCACAACAGACUUUAGCCACAGAACCAAGAGAGAAUGUUAUCCACCUGCCAGGGCGGCGGUCACAUUUCCAACGAGUUAAACGUGGCUGGGUAUGGAAUCAAUUUUUUGUGCUGGAGGAAUACAUGGGCUCCGAGCCUCAGUAUGUGGGAAAGCUCCAUUCUGACUUAGAUAAGGGAGAGGGCACUGUUAAAUACACCCUCUCAGGAGAUGGCGCUGGCACCGUUUUUACCAUUGAUGAAACUACAGGGGACAUUCAUGCAAUAAGGAGCCUGGAUAGAGAAGAAAAACCUUUCUACACACUUCGUGCUCAGGCUGUGGACAUAGAAACCAGGAAGCCCCUAGAGCCUGAAUCAGAAUUCAUCAUCAAAGUGCAGGAUAUUAAUGAUAAUGAGCCAAAGUUUUUGGAUGGACCUUAUAUUGCUAGUGUCCCAGAAAUGUCUCCUGUGGGUGCUUAUGUGCUCCAGGUCAAGGCCACGGAUGCAGAUGACCCAACCUAUGGAAACAGUGCCAGAGUCGUUUACAGCAUUCUUCAGGGACAGCCUUAUUUCUCUAUUGAUCCCAAGACAGGUGUUAUUAGAACAGCUUUGCCAAACAUGGACAGGGAAGUCAAAGAACAAUACCAAGUCCUCAUCCAAGCCAAGGAUAUGGGCGGACAACUGGGAGGGUUAGCUGGAACGACAAUAGUCAACAUCACCCUAACAGAUGUCAAUGACAAUCCACCUCGAUUCCCAAAAAGCAUUUUCCAUCUGAAAGUUCCUGAGUCUUCCCCUAUUGGCUCAGCUAUCGGAAGAAUAAGAGCUGUGGACCCUGAUUUUGGACAAAAUGCGGAAAUUGAAUACAGUAUUGUUCCAGGAGAUGGGGGAAAUUUGUUUGACAUCGUCACAGAUGAGAAUACACAAGAAGGAGUCCUCAAAUUGAAAAAGCCGUUGGAUUUUGAAACAAAGAAGGCUUAUACUUUUAAAGUAGAGGCCUCCAACCUGCACCUUGACCACCGGUUUCACUCUGCGGGCCCUUUUAAGGACACUGCCACAGUGAAGAUCAGCGUGCUGGAUGUGGACGAGCCGCCGGUUUUCAGCAAGCCCCUCUACACCAUGGAGGUUUACGAAGACACUCCAGUUGGGACCAUCAUUGGUGCCGUCACUGCCCAAGACCUCGAUGUCGGCAGCAGUGCCGUAAGGUACUUCAUAGAUUGGAAGAUUGAUGGGGACAGCUACUUUACAAUAGAUGCAACUGAAGGAACCAUCGCUACUAGUGAAUUACUAGACAGAGAAAGCACCGCGCAGUAUAAUUUCUCCAUAAUUGCGAGUAAAGUUAGUAACCCAUUAUUAACCAGCAGAGUCAACAUAUUAAUUAAUGUCCUAGAUGUCAAUGAAUUUCCUCCCGAAAUAUCUGUGCCAUAUGAGACAGCUGUGUGUGAAAAUGCCAAACCAGGACAGAUAAUUCAGAUAGUCAGCGCUGCAGACCGAGAUCUUUCACCUGCUGGGCAGCAAUUCUCCUUUAAAUUAUCACCUGAAGCUGCCAUCAAACCAAAUUUUACAGUUCGUGACUUCAGAAACAACACAGCUGGCAUUGAAACCCGAAGAAAUGGAUACAGCCGCAGGCAGCAGGAGUUGUAUUUCCUCCCUGUUGUGAUAGAAGACAGCAGUUAUCCUGUCCAGAGCAGCACAAACACAGUGACUAUUCGAGUGUGUAGAUGUGACUCUGAUGGCACCAUCCUGUCUUGUAACGUGGAAGCCAUUUUUCUUCCUGUAGGACUUAGCACUGGGGCUUUGAUUGCAAUCCUACUGUGCAUUGUUAUACUCUUAGCCAUAGUUGUGCUGUAUGUAGCUCUGCGAAGGCAGAAGAAGAAAGACACCCUGAUGACCUCUAAAGAAGACAUCAGAGACAAUGUUAUCCAUUAUGAUGAUGAAGGAGGCGGGGAGGAGGACACCCAGGCUUUCGACAUUGGUGCUCUGAGAAACCCAAAAGUGAUUGAAGAUAACAAAAUUCGCAGGGAUAUAAAACCAGACUCUCUCUGUUUGCCUCGUCAGAGACCACCAGUGGAAGAUAAUGCAGACAUAAGGGAUUUCAUUAAUCAAAGGCUACAGGAAAAUGAUGUGGACCCCACCGCCCCACCAUACGAUUCAUUGGCAACAUAUGCCUAUGAAGGCAAUGGAUCAGUAGCCGACUCUCUUAGCUCCAUAGGGUCUCUGACCAUGGAAGCGGACCAGGACUACACCUAUCUAACAGACUGGGGACCGCACUUUAAAGUCUUGGCAGACAUGUUUGGUGAAGAAGAGAGUUAUAACACUGAUAAAGUCACUUAG
Molecule: messenger RNA, 2526 nt
Organism: Eubalaena glacialis (North Atlantic right whale)
Lineage: Eukaryota; Metazoa; Chordata; Mammalia; Artiodactyla; Balaenidae
Gene: CDH12
Product: cadherin 12
Exons: 11
Coding region: 142-2526 (794 amino acids)
Biological process (GO): homophilic cell-cell adhesion; adherens junction organization; multicellular organism development
Cellular component (GO): catenin complex; plasma membrane; adherens junction
Molecular function (GO): cadherin binding; calcium ion binding
Source: RefSeq, a predicted model, not a curated record